AUGGUGAAGCCCAAGCGGCUCCCGUUGUACGAGUCACCCCUGUCAUCCGCUGAUGAGCUUUCAGACGAUGACUAUGUAGGUAGUGACGAUGUUUGCAGUGAGGACCUCAGUGACACUGGCUCUGCGGGCGAGGGGAUGUACGAUGACUUGUUCUCGUCGGAUGAGGAGCCGGAGGAGCCAUACUGGAACCCAGACCCCACGCUGCGUUGGGACGUUUGGCAGAUCGACGACUUCAUCAUGACUGAGACGCCCAACGAAAAGGAGGGCGGCGUCCCUAUCAGUAAGACCUUCCCUGCCAGCAAACGCUACCGCUCGUUGGAGCCGCUCGAGAAUAUGUUGGAGACUCACCGCGAGGAGUGCUGGCUGGUACUGCGCUUCAAGAACAGCGGGAUGGAGCACUUCCGCGAGUUUUGCAAGACUGACUUGUACGGCAGGGCCAUCAUUGCUGCGGGCGAGGACUACUCCUGCAUGUUUCGAGCUAUGGCAGUUGCGGCCAACCUUCUCAAGCGCCCCAACCUGGUUCCGCAGACGGUGAUCGAUGCUUUCUUCGCCGAGGCUAAGAGCAAGUUCGACGUGGACAUGAACCUGGGAUGCAAUUGGAAGCAGUUCACGGCUUUCCUGCGCAAGCUGCGCCAGCAUGGGACUGCGCUCAAGAUUAACGAGAUGAUUAACCCUUUAAACAACUACGUCCAAGGCGGGCGUCGCGGGCCGCGUGUGUUGAGCGAGCUGACUCCGGACAAGGGCGUUACGGAUGGAUUGUACAUCGUGGCGGCUUACAACGUCCGAUUCGUGGGUCAUGCAGUUGUGCUUCGCGUGGCGGACGGGGGCCAGCGCAAGACCAUUAUCGACAAGGGCAAGGAGAAGCCUGUGGAGGAGUGUCGCUGGAUGAACUUCUUCGCCUUUGUGCGUCCGUUCAGAGUCUGGUAA
Phytophthora sojae is the source of this 927-nucleotide messenger RNA. RefSeq lists its product as hypothetical. Lineage: Eukaryota; Oomycota; Peronosporomycetes; Peronosporales; Peronosporaceae. The record is from RefSeq and is a predicted model, not a curated record. Bases 1 to 927 code for a protein of 308 amino acids. The transcript has 3 exons.